This is a messenger RNA of Pseudonaja textilis, 2651 nucleotides long. It is a transcript of the gene APCDD1, whose product is annotated as APC down-regulated 1. Gene Ontology annotation, molecular function: Wnt-protein binding. Gene Ontology annotation, cellular component: plasma membrane. NCBI's taxonomy places the organism in Eukaryota, Metazoa, Chordata, Lepidosauria, Squamata, Elapidae. The record is from RefSeq and is a predicted model, not a curated record. Gene Ontology annotation, biological process: negative regulation of Wnt signaling pathway.
UAUGAAGGGGAGUAGUUGUUGCUGCCACCGCCGCCACCGCCGUUGCCGCUGCCGCUGCCGCGCUUCAAAAAAAGCCGCAGGAGGAGACGCGGAGGGGAAAAAAAGACGGCGGUCGGCGCCCGAGACUUGCUCUGAGCAGGCAAGCGGCUUCGGAAGGCCAAGAACCGGGAAAGCCUUGGGAGCUGGGCGAGCGGCCGAAGCCCCUCGCCUCGGCCGGCACGAGGCGGACCGCCUUCCCCUGAAAAGUUUUGGUCGGCGGUGGGUGGGAUAGCUGGAGGACUGAAGCGCAGGGCGGCAACUGCCUGAAAACCUUGGAGCCCCGCGCUGCUUUCUGCAGUUGGGGUUCGCCCCGAGGUGGGAAGAAAAGGUGCGAAGGUUUGGGGGCGGUUGGAUCCCGCCAGGUGGGUUGCGCGGAUCCGGACUUCAUCCUUUGAGCAAGAAUCUUCGCUCGCUCUUGCGCUGGGUUUUGUCUUCUUCUUUUUUUAAUGAUUAUUAUUACUAGCGCGUGUUUCCAGCUUCGUGUGCGUGAGAGGACUUGGGGGAUUUGGAAGAACUUCAGGGGUGCGGAAGAAAGAGAUUAAAGCAAAAAAGAAGAGAGGAUUUUUUAAGGGCGCAAAAAAAAAAAGUUUGGAAUAGAGAAGUUAUUGAAAAGCUGGAAAUGUCCUAUCCCUGCUGCGUCUUGGUUGGGUACCUGUUCCUAGUCCUGCUCUUGCAUGGGCUGGGAGAAGGUUCGGCGCUUCACGACAGCAGGACUCAUCCUCAAACAUUAGAAAAGAGUGCAUGGCGAACUUUCAAGGAAUCACAGUGUCAUCACAUGCUGAAACAUCUGCACAAUGGAGCUCGUAUUACUGUACAGAUGCCACCCAUGAUUGAGGGACAUUGGGUCUCAACUGGUUGUGAAGUUAGAGCAGGUCCAGAAUUCAUCACAAGAUCCUACAGAUUCUACCAUAACAAUACAUUUAAAGCUUAUCAGUUUUACUAUGGAAGCAAUCGGUGUACAACCCCAAUCUAUACCUUGGUUAUCCGUGGUAAAGUCCGCCUUCGUCAAGCAUCCUGGAUUAUCCGAGGAGGGACCGAAGCGGAUUAUCAAUUGCAUAACAUUCAGAUCAUCUGCCACAAUGAGGCAGUAGCCGAUAAACUAAGUCAGUUGGUGAACCAUACGUGUCCUGGAUUUGUAGCAGGAGAUAAACCUUGGGAGCAGAAUGUGAGCUAUGAUUUAUGGAGAGAAGAGAAUGGCUACGAGUGUACAAAGGCACUGAAUUUUGCUAUGCAUGAACUUCAACUGAUUCGAGUAGAGAAACAAUACCUGCACCAUAAUUUAGAUCACUUAGUAGAAGAACUGUUUCUUGGAGACAUCCACACAGAUCCUGCUCAAAGGAUGUAUUAUCGCCCAUCCAGUUAUCAACCUCCACUCCAAAAUGCCAAGAACCAUGACCAUUCAUGUAUAGCAUGUAGGAUCAUUUAUCGAUCAGAUGAACACCAUCCUCCAAUUUUGCCUCCAAAGGCGGAUUUGACUAUUGGAUUACAUGGGGAAUGGGUGAGCCAGCGCUGUGAAGUACGACCUGAAGUGCUCUUUCUUACUAGACAUUUCAUUUUCCAUGACAACAAUAAUACCUGGGAAGGUCAUUACUAUCAUUACUCUGAUCCAAUCUGCAAACAUCCCACCUUCACUAUUUAUGCAAAAGGCCGUUACAGCAGGGGUAUACAUUCAACCAAAGUGAUGGGAGGAACAGAAUUUGUCUUUAAAGUAAAUCAUAUGAAAGUUACUCCCAUGGAUAUAGCUACAGCCUCUCUACUGAAUGUUUUCAAUGGAAAUGAAUGUGGAGCAGAAGGAUCCUGGCAAGUUGGGGUGCAGCAAGAUGUGACUCACACAAAUGGAUGUAUUGCUUUGGGAAUCCGUCUGCCUCACACAGAAUACGAGAUCUUCAAAAUGGAGCAGGAUGCCAGGGGGAGAUACUUGCUAUAUAAUGGCCAGAGACCUAGUGAUGGAUCCAGCCCAGACAGGCCAGAAAAAAGAGCAACCUCCUACCAAAUGCCCUUAAUUCAGUGUACAUCAGCAGCCCCAAGAAUAGAAGGAACAUUAGAAGAAAACAUUCUAGGAUGGUAUAAUAGUGGCGCAUCAGCAAGCAAUUCCUGUGCAUUUGUGCUAGCCACAAUAGUGGCUAUUUAUACUGUGCCACACUUGGAUCUUCUCAGCUAGAAGAACAAACAUUUUGAAAUUUUUCAGAUCAGGACAAUAUAGAAACUGGGAUUAAUGAGAAUGGCAAAAGGCAUUUUUAAGACAAAAAAGAAUAACUAUUUUCUUGAUGCACUUGAAUGCCUAAGAACUUUUGUUAUUUUCUCAUGCUUUCCUGUAUUUGAAUCAUGAACAGCACUCAUUUCUUUGAAUUUCAUCUAGUCUGAUCUACGGUUUGACAUGACUGCACAAUAGUAAUUGCACUUUAAGACUGCAGUUUCUUUAUUUCAUAUUAAAAACUCUGUUACAACUAAAGAACAUAUUCUGCAACCUUUCUUUCAUCAGCUUUGCUGUUGCAAUCCAUUGAAUUAAAAAAAAUAACUUCUUCACUGACUUUAAAUAUCAGGUAUUAUACUUCUAUCGUGCCAAUACUAGAAAACUGCAUCUUUCUUAAGCUACAAUGUACAUAUGUAUA